This is a messenger RNA of Amyelois transitella, 1779 nucleotides long. RefSeq names its product biorientation of chromosomes in cell division protein 1-like 1. Lineage: Eukaryota; Metazoa; Arthropoda; Insecta; Lepidoptera; Pyralidae. The coding region runs from base 1 to 1779 and encodes 592 amino acids. The record is from RefSeq and is a predicted model, not a curated record. The transcript is spliced from 2 exons.
AUGCGGCACUCCGUAUCAGAAGGGCAAUUCAAGAAGGCACUCCGAUUCAAAAGGGCAGUUCAAGAAGGCACUCCGACUCAGAAAGACAGUUCAAGCCGGGACUCCGAAUCAGAAAGACAGUUCAAGGCGGCACUCCAAAUCAGAAAGACAGUUCAAGGAGGCACUCAGAUUCAAAAGUGCAGUUCAAAGCGGCACUCCGAAUCAGAAGGCCAAUCAAGGCGGCACUCCAAAUCAGAAGGGCAGUUCAAGCCGGCACUCAGAAUCAGAAAGGCAAUUCAAGGCGGCACUCCGAAUCAGAAAGACAGUUCAAGGCGGCACUCCAAAUCAGAAAGACAGUUCAAGGCGGCACUCAGAUUCAAAAGUGCAGUUCAAAGCGGCACUCCGAAUCAGAAGGACAAUUCAAGGAAGACAGUUCAAGGCGGCACUCCGAAUCAGGAAGACAGUUCAAGGCGGUACUCCGAAUCAGGAAGACAGUUCAAGGCGGCACUUCGAAUCAGAAAGACAGUUCAAGGCGGCACUCCGAAUCAGGAAGACACUUCAAGGCGGCACUCCGAAUCAGGAAGACAGUUCAAGGCGGCACUUCGAAUCAGAAAGGCAGUUCAAGGUGGCACUCCGAUUCAGAAUGGCAGUUCAAGGCGGCACUCCGAAAUUGAAAGACAGUUCAAGGCGGCACUCCGAAUAAGGAAGACAGUUCAAGGCGGCACUCCGAAUAAGAAAGACAGUUCAAGGCGGCACUCCGAAUCAGGAAGACAGUUCAAGGCGGCACUCCGAAUCAGGAAGACAGUUCAAGGCGGCACUCCGAAUCAGAAAGACAGUUCAAGGCGGCAUUCUAAAUCAGAAGGGCAGUUCAAGGCGGCACUCCGAAUCAGGAAGACAGUUCAAGGCGGCACUCCGAAUCAGGAAGACAGUUCAAGGCGGCACUCCGAAUCAGAAAGACAGUUCAAGGCGGCACUCCGAAUCAGAAAGACAGUUCAAGGCGGCACUCCGAAUCAGGAAGACAGUUCAAGGCGGCACUCCGAAUCAGGAAGACAGUUCAAGGCGGCACUCCGAAUCAGGAAGACAGUUCAAGGCGGCACUCCGAAUCAGAAAGACAGUUCAAGGCGGCACUACGAAUCAGAAGGGCAGUUCAAAGCGGCACUCCGAAUCAGAAAGACAGUUCAAGCCGGCACACCGAAUCAGAAAAACAGUUCAAGCCGGAACUCAGAAUCAGAAGGGCAGUUCAAGGCGGCACUCAGAAUCAGAAGGGCAGUUCAAGGCGGCACUCACAAUCAGAGAGACAGUUCAAGCCGGCACUCCGAAUCAGAAAGACAGUUCAAGCCGGCACUCAGAAUCAGAAAUACAAUAAAAGGCGGCACUCCGAAUCAGAAAGACAAUUCAAGGCGGCAUUCCAAAUCAGAAAGACAGUUCAAGCCGGAACUCAGAAUCAGAAAGACAGUUCAAGCCGGCACUCAGAAUCAGAAGGGCAGUUCAAGGCGGCACUCACAAUCAGAAAGACAGUUCAAGCCGGCACUCCGAAUCAGAAAAACAGUUCAAGCCGGAACUCAGAAUCAGAAAGACAGUUCAAGCCGGCACUCCGAAUCAGAAAAACAGUUCAAGCCGGAACUCAGAAUCAGAAAGACAGUUCAAGCCGGCACUCAGAAUCAGAAGGGCAGUUCAAGGCGGCACUCACAAUCAGAGAGACAGUUCAAGCCGGCACUCCGAAUCAGAAAGACAGUUCAAGCCGGAACUCAGAAUCAGAAAGACAGUUCAAGACGGCACUCAGAAUCAGAAAGACAAUAA